AUGAAGACAAAUGUGGCAGGUCAUGAAGGGGUAGGAAAAGUGGUUGCAGUUGGUGAUGGCCUUGAUCAUUCUCAAUGGAUGGGUCAAGCAGUGGGGAUAAGGUGGCUGUAUAGCUCUUGUCUCGAAUGUGAGAUCUGCGAAAUCAAUCAUACGGCAUGUCCUAACCAAAAGAAUGCCGGCGCAAAUGUUCCGGGUACUUUUCAACAAUACAUCGUUAGCCCCGCGAUUCAUGCCACAAAGAUUCCACCUGGACUUUCUCUAGACCUGGCGGCUCCUCUUCUCUGUGCUGGUAUUGCGAUGUACUCCUCGAUCAAAAAGACCAAGACUCGGAAGGGUGACUGGCUUGCUAUCCUUGGUGCCGGUGGAGGCUUAGGACAUAUGGGAAUCCAAAUUGCAGCUAAGCAGGGCCUAAAAGUCCUCGCGAUCGAUAUGGGCGACGAGAAGAGAGACCUAUGUCUGUCACUUGGGGCCACUGAAUUCCUGGACUUCCGCAAUGUCGAUAUUGUUGAAAGUGUCAAGUCGCUCACAUCCGGUCUGGGUGUUCACGCUGUGAUUUGUACCGCCAAUGGUGAGGCAGCUUAUCAACAGAGCAUGCAAAUGCUUCGGCCACUCGGUACCCUUGUUUGCGUUGGGAUUCCCCAUACCCAAUUCUUGCUCCCAACUUCCCCUUUCGAGAUGAUAGUCAAAGGCCUCACAAUUGUGGGGAACUCUGCCGGUACUGCCGCUGAAAUGAAUGAAUUGUUGGCGAUGGCAGUCAACGGUGAUGUGAAGGCGCAUAUCGAGAUCUUUGAAUUGAAAGAUAUUGUCGACGUCUUGCAGCGGCUUGAGAGCUCUGAGAUCAAAGGAAGGGCUGUGUUGAGGAUUCCUGAAUGA
Penicillium odoratum is the source of this 873-nucleotide messenger RNA. RefSeq names its product zinc-dependent alcohol dehydrogenase. The record is from RefSeq and is a predicted model, not a curated record. The transcript has 9 exons. Gene Ontology annotation, molecular function: oxidoreductase activity. Bases 1 to 873 code for a protein of 290 amino acids. NCBI's taxonomy places the organism in Eukaryota, Fungi, Ascomycota, Eurotiomycetes, Eurotiales, Aspergillaceae.